Podospora pseudocomata is the source of this 1803-nucleotide messenger RNA. RefSeq lists its product as uncharacterized. NCBI's taxonomy places the organism in Eukaryota, Fungi, Ascomycota, Sordariomycetes, Sordariales, Podosporaceae. The transcript has a single exon. The coding region runs from base 1 to 1803 and encodes 600 amino acids. The record is from RefSeq and is a predicted model, not a curated record.
AUGGGAAUUCUAAAAUAUUUGGCAGUGGCUGGCCUUGUAGCAUCCACAUCCAGUUCGAGCCUUCCGGAUGUCUGCACCACGGCUUUUGUUGAAUCGUCUCUUCCGGCACCAGACUUCUUCCCAGGACUCGAACUAAUCGCCGGUUCUGUCACAGCCCAGCCUGUCACCAACUUCACUGCUCCACCAGACAGCACCCAUCCUGGCGCCACCGGUCGCGACUUUUGCAACGUCACUUUCGCCUACCGUCAUGUCGGCCGCCCUACUGACCGAGUCAAUCUCUGGCUCUACCUUCCAAGUCCCGCCCAGUUCAAGAAGCGUUUCCUGGCUACAGGAGGAGGAGGGCUGUCCAUGACUUUGGGCGCACGAGGACUCGCAACUGGUCUCAGCUAUGGCGCUGUCUCCAUCACGACCGAUGCCGGCUUCGGCGGUUUCGACUCCGACCUCAGCCGUGUUAUCCUCUACGGCAACGGCGCCAUGAACUACGAUGCCCUCAUCGCCUACUCCUACAGGGCAAUGCACGAGAUGACUGUUCUCGGCAAGGAGCUUACCCGCAAGUUUUACAACGCCUCCAACUCGACCAAGAUUUACUCCUACUUCCAUGGCUGCUCCGAAGGUGGGCGUGAAGGCAUGUCUCAAGUCCAAAAAUACGGCACGACCUUUGACGGAAUUUCCGUUGGUUCUCCUGCGUUCCGUCAUCCCAUCUUCCACUACCACGGCCCUCUUUCUCAGCGCAAGCUCAACUACUUUCCCUCUGUUUGCGAGCUAUCACGUAUUACCGCCGAUGCUAUUGCCUUCUGCGACCCCCUCGACGGCAAAACCGACGGCGUAGUCGCACGCACCGAUCUCUGCUUCGCCCGCUUUAAUGCCUCGUCCUCGAUUGGAAACCCCUAUAACUGCUCCGCUGUUCCCCAGCUUGGCCAGCCACCCAUCGCCGGCACUGUUUCCGCCAAAGCCGCCGCCGUGGCAGCCGAGACCUGGCGCGGCAUGUACGACUCCAACAACAAGCUCAUCCACCCAUUCUUCGCUCCCUCAGUGGAGUUUGGUGACUCUGUCACAAUCCUCAACCCCGCCACGAACCAACUCGAGCCGUUCCCCAACCCUCUCUCCCCGGCGGUGGUCAAUUUGCUGAUCAAGGAAGUCUACUCUCCUACCUUGCCGCUGGAUGAAGUCAGCCCUGAUAUUGUCCGCGAGUGGGUCAACGAUUCAAUGGCCAAGUACCUUUCUGGCAUCUAUACUCUCUGGCCGGAUCUCACGCCGUUCAAGUCCAACGGUGGAAAGAUGAUAUUCUGGCAUGGGGAGGCUGAUGCUGCGAUUCCGGCGGUUUCAUCAACCAUGUAUCAAGACAAGGUCAGGAAGACGAUGUACCCUGGUUUGGGCGUGCAGCAAGGUUACGCCGAGAUGUCGAAAUGGAACAAGCUGUUUUUGGUGCCUGGAGGUGGGCACUGCGAUCCUGGGACGGUGGAUCCUCUGGGGGUGUUUAAGCCCAACAGCGCGGCGUGGCCAACAGAGGUUCUGAAGAGUUUGAUGGAGUGGGUGGAGGAGGGGAAGGAUUUUGAGAGACUGGAGGGGAUUGUGCAGGGUGGUGAGAAGAAGGGAGAGAAGGAGGGGAUUUGCGGGUUUCCUCUGAGACCUGUUUGGGCCGGCAACAAUGGAAGUGAUGGUAAGGGCAGGGGGAAAGGAAAGGGGAAGGGUAAGGGGCAACAGCAAAGUGAGGACGAAGAGGAGUUGCAGUGUGUCUUUGACCAGCAGAGCUUUGAGUUCUUUACUCCUAAGCUGGACAGUUUUUUGGUGGAUGCAUAUUAG